Molecule: messenger RNA, 604 nt
Organism: Prorocentrum cordatum
Lineage: Eukaryota; Dinophyceae; Prorocentrales; Prorocentraceae
Source: the annotation of a GenBank genome assembly
CCCAGCCCCCGCGACGACGCCCAGGGCCCCGACGGGCGCUCGCGGCCCGCAGCCCUCGGCCCCGCCGCGCCAGAGCGGCAGGCGCCGGCGGCCGCCGCGGACGCCGAGGCCGCGGCCGUGGAGGCAGGUGGCGAGGAGGAGGAGCCCGGGCGCGCCGCGGAGAAGGCGGAGGACGGCGAGUCGGCGGCGCAGGCGGCCGAGGCGGCGGAGGCGUCGGCCGCGCCGGCUGCCCAGAGCCCCUUGCAGGCCUGGGGCGCCAAGCUGGCGAAGCAGGUGACCGACGCCAAGGCCAUUGCCACCGCGGCCGGCGCGAAAGCGGCCAAUGCCGCGGCGAUGCAGCUGGCCGAGGCCAACGUGGCGGCCAACGCCGCGGCGAACCAGCUGGCCGAGCGCGUCGCAAAGGCGGAGGUGUCUGGUUGGCGUCCUCUCAGGAGAGGUGGGGCCGGUCGAACACCGGCGGCGAGCUGGCCCCGGCUGCGGCGGCGCCGCCCGCCGCGAGCGGCGCUGCGCCGGGGCGCCAGGACGACGCCGCGCCACCGCCCGCCGAGGUCCCCGCCGGCGCGGCGCCGGCCGCCGCGGGCGCGACACCCGCGCGCGCGGAGGA